AUGCACUGGGAACUAACUGCUUACUUUCCUGCAGGGUUACUCCGCAAACCUCUCCUCAGAGCACAACCAGACUCUGUGGUCUCCAUGCAGUCUAGGGUGACCUUCUUGUGUGAGGGGACCACAGGAGCCACAAAGUAUUAUCUGUAUAAAGAGAGAAGCCAAGAUCCAUGGCGCACUGAAAUUCCACCUGAGCCUGGGAACAAGGCUGAAUUCAUCAUCUCAAGAAUUUACCAGCACCAUGCUGGAGGAUAUCACUGUUACUACCAGACCAAUGAUGGAUGGUCAGUAUACAGUAACCUCGUGGAGCUGGUGGUGACAGGAGCACACAGUAAACCUAGCCUGUCAGCCCAGCCCAGCCCUGUGGUAACCUCAGGAGGGAACGUCACCCUCCAGUGUGCCUCCGAGAAUUAUGACAAAUUCAUUUUGACUAAAGAAGGACCACAGAAGCUGUCCUGGAAGCAGAACUCACAGUAUAACUACACUAUUAUGAAGUACCAGGCCUUGUUCUCUGUAGGUCCAGUGACCUCCAGCCACAGGGAGACAUUCAGGUGUUACAGCCAUGGCAUGAACAAUCCCCGUGUGUGGUCAGAACCUAGUGACCCCCUGGAGCUCCUAUUCUCAGGGAACCUCCAGAAACCCAUUAUCAAGGCUGAGCCCAGCUCUGUGAUCACUUCCGGAAGUCCCACAAUCAUCUGGUGUCAGGGAACUCCAGACGCAGAAAUAUAUGUUCUGCAUAAAGAGGGGAGCCAAAAACCCUGGGAAACACAGACCCCAGAGGAGCCUGGGAACAAGGCCAAGUUCUCCAUCCAUGAUGUGACAAAGGACCAUGCAGGGCAAUAUCGCUGUUACUGUUACAGCUUGGAUGGUUGGUCAGAGCGCAGUGACACCCUGGAGCUGGUGGUGACAGGCAUAUACUACUACACUAAACCCAGCUUGUCAGCCCUGCCAUGUCCUGUAGUAACUUCAGGAGGAAGCAUGGCCCUACUGUGUGUCUCACAGUAUCAAUGUGAUAAGUUCAUUCUCACCAAGGAAGAUGAAAAGUUCUCCAGCUCUGUGGAUGCACAGUAUAUACCCUCUACUGCACAGUACCAAGCCCUGUUCACUAUAGAACACGUGACCCCAAACCACACAGGGACUUUCAGAUGUUAUGGGCACUACAAGGAUACUCCACAGUUGUGGUCAGUACCCAGUGAUCCCUUGGAAGUACACCUCUCAGGGCUGUCCAGGAAGCCAUCUCUGCUGACUCACCAAGGACAUAUCCUGGACCCUGGAAUGAGCCUCACCCUGCAGUGUUCCUCUGACAUCAACUAUGACAGAUUUGCUCUGUACAAGGAGGGGGAAGCUGACUUCACACACCGCUCUAGCCAGAGGACCCAGGCUGGCCUCUCUUUUGCCAACUUCACAUGGGACUAUGUGAGGCAGGACGUGGGAGGCCAAUACAGGUGCUAUGGUGCACACAGCCUCUCCUCUGAGUGGUCAGCCUCCAGUGACCCCCUGGACAUCCUGAUCACAGGACAGCUCAGUGUCACACCUUCACUCUCAGUGAAGCCUAACUCCACAGUCCACUCAGGAGAGAAUGUGGUCCUGCUGUGUCAGUCAUUAUACAGAGUGGACACUUUCAUUCUGUCCAAGGAGGGAGCAGCCCACCAACCUCUGCGGCUGAAAUCAAAGUUCCAAGCUCAACAGUACCAGGCGGAAUUCUCCAUGAGUGCUGUGACCUCCACCCUCACAGGCACCUACAGGUGCUAUGGGUCUCAAGGCUCAUCGCUCUACCUGUUGUUCUACGCCAGUGCCCCUGUGGAGCUCAAGGUAUCAGGUGAGAACCAGGAUCACACAGUGGAGAAUCUCAUUAGGAUGGGAGUUGCUGCCUUUAUCCUCAUAGUUCUUCGAAUUCUGAUCAUAGAGGCACGGGACACCCAGAGACGGACUCACCAUGUAGUGGGAAGAUAA
Messenger RNA from Acomys russatus (golden spiny mouse), 1950 nucleotides. Its product is annotated as leukocyte immunoglobulin-like receptor subfamily B member 3. Gene Ontology annotation, molecular function: inhibitory MHC class I receptor activity. Gene Ontology annotation, biological process: cytokine-mediated signaling pathway. Lineage: Eukaryota; Metazoa; Chordata; Mammalia; Rodentia; Muridae. The transcript is spliced from 7 exons. The record is from RefSeq and is a predicted model, not a curated record. Bases 1 to 1950 code for a protein of 649 amino acids.